Messenger RNA from Phacochoerus africanus (Common warthog), 2502 nucleotides. RefSeq names its product ALG2 alpha-1,3/1,6-mannosyltransferase (gene ALG2). Bases 106 to 1356 code for a protein of 416 amino acids. The transcript has 2 exons. Gene Ontology annotation, molecular function: alpha-1,3-mannosyltransferase activity; GDP-Man:Man(1)GlcNAc(2)-PP-Dol alpha-1,3-mannosyltransferase activity. The record is from RefSeq and is a predicted model, not a curated record. Lineage: Eukaryota; Metazoa; Chordata; Mammalia; Artiodactyla; Suidae.
CACACCGCGGGGCGUGGUCGAUCCCCAGAAGGGCCCGCUGGGAGGACGGGGAAAAGAGCAUGCGCGGAAGCCCUUAAGCGUCCGCGCCGAGGCGGCUUCUGGACCAUGGAGGAGAAUCAGGGCCAAGAUGAGGACCCGGGUCGUAAGCCGUCGGUGUUGUUCCUACACCCGGACCUUGGCGUGGGCGGCGCCGAGCGGCUGGUGCUAGACGCGGCGCUGGCGCUGCAGGCCCGCGGAUGCAGCGUGAAGAUCUGGACCGCGCACUACGACCGGGGCCACUGCUUCGCCGAAAGCCGCGAGCUGCCGGUGCGCUGCGCCGGGGACUGGCUGCCGCGCAGCUUGGGCUGGGGCGGCCGCGGCGGCGCGGUGUGCGCCUACCUGCGCAUGAUUUACCUGGCGCUCUACGUGCUUUUCCUCAGCGACGAGGAGUUCGACGUGGUCGUGUGCGACCAGGUGUCUGCCUGUAUCCCAGUGUUCAAGCUAGCCAGACGGCGUAAGAAAAUCUUGUUUUACUGUCAUUUCCCAGAUCUGCUUCUCACCAAGAGAGACUCUUUUAUUAAACGCCUAUACAGGGCUCCAAUUGACUGGAUAGAGGAAUACACCACCGGCAUGGCAGACUGCAUCUUGGUCAACAGCCGGUUCACAGCUGCCAUUUUUAAGGAAACAUUCAAGUCCCUGUCUCACAUAGACCCUGAUGUUCUCUCUCCAUCACUGAAUAUUACCAACUUUGAUGGAGCUGAUCCUGAAAAGCUUGAUGACCUAGUCCCCAAGGGGAAAAAAUACCUGUUCCUCUCCAUCAACAGAUAUGAAAGGAAGAAAAAUCUGACUUUGGCAUUGGAAGCCCUAGUCAAGCUGCGUGAAAGAUUGUCAUCCCAAGAUUGGGACAAAGUUCACCUGAUCAUGGCAGGUGGUUAUGACGAGAGAGUCCUGGAGAACGUACAGCACUAUCAGGAAUUAAAGAAAAUGGUCCAGCAGUCUGACCUAGGCCAGUAUGUGGCCUUCCUGCGGUCUUGCUCUGACAAACAGAAAAUCUCACUCCUCCAUGGCUGCACAUGUGUGCUUUACACACCAAGCAAUGAGCACUUUGGCAUCGUCCCUUUGGAGGCCAUGUACAUGCAGUGUCCAGUCAUUGCUGUUAAUUCAGGUGGGCCCUUAGAGUCCAUCGUCCACGGUGUCACAGGAUUUCUGUGUGAGCCGGACCCAGUGCACUUCUCAGAAGCAAUAGAAAAGUUCAUCCAUGAACCUUCCUUAAAAGCCACAAUGGGACUGGCUGGAAGAGCCAGGGUGAAGGAGAAGUUUUCCCCUGAAGCAUUUGAAGAACAACUCUACCAAUAUGUCACCAAACUGCUGGUAUAAUCAGAUUUUUUAAUGUCAUUAUUCUGUAUUCAUCCCUACAAUAUUUGUAGAUUGUGGACCCACUUUUGAAACCAAAGAAAAACCCUCAUAUUUAGUGCAAAAUAGAUUUUUUUUUAAAUAUACUUAAAUCUUGACUCUGAGCUACCUUCCUAGAGCUCAUACCUCCCCAUCUACUUUUUUAGAAAAAACAGUAUCAGAGUUACCCUGGUUGCAGUGGGUUAAGGAUCCAGCACUGUCACUGCAGCAGCUCUAGCCGAUGCUGUGGCAUGGGUUCAGUCCCUGGCCCUGGAAUUUCUGCAUAGUACAGGUGCAGCAAAAAAAAAACAACUUGUUUUUAUGCUAUGAUAAUUCUGAAUCUUAGUAGUAUUGAUUAAAUAUAAAUAUGGUAAGAUUUGACGUUCAGCAGCAUAUUUUAGUUAUAUUUUCUCUAGAUUAUUGUUGCCCUGCCUAUAAAUUUUUAGUCAUAUUGUGCCUUACUUGGUUUUAAUACUUUAAAUAUAUCAUCAUCAAAGUUGAUUAACUUGACUUCAUAGCAUAAUGAGAAGACCCACAAUGUAGUUACCAAAAUCAGUCCGCUGACCACUGUUGGGAAAUUUUUAUCUGUCAUACCUUUGCCUGAAUCCAUAGCAGGAAUGCUCUGUGUUGUUUUUUUAUUGUUGUUUUUUUUACUAAGAUGAUUUAUUGUGUUUUUGAACACAGUCAUGACAAUAAAAGAUGUUUAUGCUGGGAAAAGACAAAAUACUAAAUGUUGGCGUCCAUGAUCUAUGUGGUGUUAGGAAUGUAGACAGCCAGGCCUGAAAUCAGAAACCAGAGUUAACCGGAUAUUGGAAUGAAUGGCUAUUGUUAUGCAUGAGGUGUUCAUCUUGUUUAGAGUUCAUUUCAAAGUGUCAUCUGAGUCAUCAGCUUUGUUAAUAUUCGUGUUUUAUUAAGUUAUUAACUAAGUUUCUAAAACAUAUAAGACACAAAUGCUUUUUAUCCUUUAAGGCCUGCCCUCACGGCUGUGAAGCUUUCCUUGAACCCUCCACCUACUCCUGAACUGAAAAUGACCUUCCCACCCAUGUACUCUGGCCCUCUCAUGUCAGUGACCAUUCUUAGAGUUCAUUAUUUACCUGUUGAUCUAAAUACAAAUAAACCUAAAGCACUUUU